CAACGUCAUAAAAUGACCUUGAAUCAAAUAUUUUCUUAUCGUUAUCGCGCAUAUUGCGUUAUUUUCGGAAAAUGUAAAUAGUAAAUUGUUAUACAGUGUAUCUCAUCACGACCUCAUCACUAUGACCAGUCUAUAUAUUGAUAUAAGAGAUGAUCAGUGGCCGCUUGUAUACGAUGAAAAAUAUAAUGUAUCUUUUUGUGGAUUUGAGAAGUUACAUGUGUUUGAUGCUAAGAAAUGGCGAAAUAUAAUCCAGUAUCUAUUAGAAGCUAACUUCAUCACUCAAGAAUGUCUGGUAAAACCGCUCGAAGCUAAAGAAAAUGAUCUACUUGUUGUCCAUACAAAGAAAUACCUAAAAUCUCUUAAAUGGAGCGGAAAAGUGGCAAUGAUAGCAGAGGUUCCUGUAGUGGCUUGUCUCCCGAAUAUUCUUGUUCAAAGAGCUUAUUUGAAGCCUAUGAGAUUACAAACUGGUGGUUCAGUGUUAGCCGGUAAGUUAGCACUCGAGCGAGGCUGGGCGAUAAACGUGGGCGGCGGCUUCCACCACUGCAGCGCGGGUCGGGGCGGGGGGUUCUGCGCAUACGCCGAUAUCACGCUCCUUAUAAAGAAUCUAGUCGUACAUAGGAAUGUGCAGAACGCCAUGAUUGUGGAUUUGGAUGCUCAUCAAGGCAAUGGCUACCAGCGUGAUUUCCUCGGAGUUCCUGAAGUAUACAUCAUGGAUAUGUACAAUAGACACAUCUAUCCCAAGGACGAAGAAGCCAAGAGAGCUAUCAGACGGAAGAUUGAAUUGGGGAACAAGGUUGAAGAUUUGGAGUACAUGUUGAAGUUAAGAAAGAAUUUAAAGGCUGCCCUCAAAGAGUUUAAGCCAGACAUAUUGGUUUACAACGCUGGCACAGACGUGUUAGAUUCAGAUCCCCUCGGACAUAUGCGGAUCAGUGAAGUCGGUAUCAUAAAACGCGAUGAAUUCGUCUUCGAGAUAUGUAAAGAGAAGGAAAUCCCAGUCGUGAUGCUCACCAGCGGAGGCUAUUUGAGGAAGACCGCGAGAAUAAUAGCAGAUUCCAUCAUGAACCUCAAGAACAAAGGGUUAAUUGGAUGCGAGCCUAAGAACAAGGUUACAGAUAAACCGGACAGGUUUUGAACGGUUUGAAUUUGGUUUCAUUAAUUUUAUAUAAAAAUGAAUCUUAUAACAAUAAGCCAAGAUCGUUUUUUCAUUGUGAAUUAAUAGAUCUUUAAAA
Messenger RNA from Vanessa tameamea, 1229 nucleotides. It is a transcript of the gene HDAC11, whose product is annotated as histone deacetylase 11. NCBI's taxonomy places the organism in Eukaryota, Metazoa, Arthropoda, Insecta, Lepidoptera, Nymphalidae. The coding region runs from base 122 to 1132 and encodes 336 amino acids. The record is from RefSeq and is a predicted model, not a curated record. Gene Ontology annotation, molecular function: histone deacetylase activity. Gene Ontology annotation, cellular component: histone deacetylase complex. The transcript is spliced from 8 exons.